This is a messenger RNA of Baudoinia panamericana UAMH 10762, 1833 nucleotides long. RefSeq lists its product as uncharacterized. The record is from RefSeq and is a predicted model, not a curated record. The transcript is spliced from 2 exons. Gene Ontology annotation, molecular function: D-lactate dehydrogenase (NAD+) activity; D-lactate dehydrogenase (cytochrome) activity; FAD binding. Gene Ontology annotation, cellular component: mitochondrion. Bases 1 to 1833 code for a protein of 610 amino acids. Gene Ontology annotation, biological process: lactate catabolic process. NCBI's taxonomy places the organism in Eukaryota, Fungi, Ascomycota, Dothideomycetes, Mycosphaerellales, Teratosphaeriaceae.
AUGGCUUCGACUCAACAAGCGUCAGAGCUUCCGGACACCCCUACGCUCCCAAAUACUCACUCUGGCAUCCCGACCCGUCUACUGGACAAGGCACGGCGGGCAAAGACAUUAAUCUGGCAGGGCAGAAGCGUUCCGGCGUCCCAAAUUCCUCGGACGGAACCCGCCCUACCGCAGGGAGUUUCAAGGACGACCUUCAACACAGCCAUUGUCGAGCUUACCCAGCAGCUGGGUGCUGCAAAUGUUGAGCUCAACGACAAGCCAGCGGUCGACAACGGCUGGUACAUGGAGCACCCCAAUACGCAUGACAUGAUGCACGUCACUGACGAGGACGCAUUGGUCGCGUCUGCGGCCGUGUAUCCUUCCUCCACCGCAGAAGUACAGUUGAUCGUACGCUGGGCCAACCAAUAUCGCAUCCCUAUCUUCCCGAUCUCGAUGGGCCGCAAUCUGGGCUAUGGUGGCGCUGCGCCACGUGUGCGUGGUAGCGUUGUGGUCGAUCUCGGCAAGCGCAUGAGCAACAUUCUUAACAUUGACCCUGAUGACUAUACCUGCCUGCUUGAGCCUGGUGUUUCCUUCUAUGCGCUAUAUGAAGCCAUCAAAGCCAAAGGGUAUGACCACAUGUGGGUCGACACGCCUGACCUUGGUGGUGGCUCCGUGAUUGGCAAUACGCUAGACCGCGGAGUCGGUUAUACGCCGUACGGCGACCACUGGGCCACGCAUGCCGGCCUCGAGGUAGUGCUUCCUACUGGCGAGAUAAUUCGGACAGGGAUGGGCGCGCUACCGGGCAGCAACACCUGGCAAGCCUUCCCCUACGGCUUUGGACCUGUCCAGGACGGCCUGUUUUCGCAGAGCAAUUUCGGCAUCGUAACGAAGAUGGGUAUGACGCUCAUGCCGAACCCAGGCGGACACGAGAGCUUCAUGUACGCUUUCGAGCGAGACUCGGAUCUAGCGCCACUGAUCGAGAUCAUCCGUCCUUUACGUAUCUGCAACGUCCUCGAGAACGUGGCUCAGGUGCGAUCGGCUGUACAGACAAUUGCCGUGCAAGGCCGGCCACGGACAGACUUCUUCACAGGUUCUGGCGCCAUCCCGCAAGAGGUGAUUGACAAAGAGGUCAGCAAACUACCGUGCGGUAAAUGCGCCUGGCUAUACUACGGUAUGUCGUAUGGUCCAGCCUAUAUUCGGCAGUACAAGCUCGAUGCAAUCGACAAGGAGUUCAGGAAGAUCCCCGGAGCCCGCAAGGUCGACCCGCAGACGAUACCGCGAGAUAACUACUUCUGGUCUCGCGAUCAGAUUGCGGCUGGUGUGCCCGACCUCGAAGAACUGCUUUGGUGCAACUGGGUGCCGAAUGGAAGCCACAUCGCGUUCAGCCCAGUUUCGCCAAUCCGAGGGAAGGACGCUAAACAGCUCAUGGAGCUAGCUAGGAGGAGGCAUACCGAGCAUAAGAUAGACCUCUUUCCUGCUUUCUGCGUCGGGUUACGAGAGAUGCAUCUGAUCGUCGAGAUUGUCUUCGACAAGACCAAGCCUGAGGCGCGUAAGGCGGCGAUGGAUUGCAUGAGGGGUAUGGUUGACGAUGCGGCCAAGCUUGGCUAUGGAGAAUACCGCACGCAUCUUGCAUUGAUGGACCAGGUCGCCGGCACGUACAAUUGGAACGAUAAUGCGUUAAUGAAGCUCAAUGAGCGACUCAAGGACGCACUCGACCCGCAAGGAAUCCUGGCACCAGGUAAGAGCGGCAUCUGGCCCAAGCGUUAUCGAGCCCGGGGUUGGGAGAUGGGCGUUGGCGAUGAAGGCGUUGAGGGAAAGGGUGUUGAGCCCGAAGCGGGAUCGGUGAGGCUUUAA